ACCAGUGUUGUGGCGCAGGAUCAUACAGAUAAUAACCUGUAUAUUGUUUACUUUAUACUCUUUGUAAGACUGCCUGCACCAGCUCUUUUUUGGUGCAGGUGGACUUACAAAUGCCUGUCAUCUUUGCAGUUGAAUGUCAUUUUGAUAUGUUCACUCUGUUGAUUUAACAUGGUUCAGUUGAGCUUUUAUUUUGUGUUAGACACAGUGCCAGACACUGGUGUUUUAAUAUUCCUAUUUUGCAGAAGGGAAAACCGAAAUUCAAAAAAAAUAAAAAAACCUGUCGUGAUCACAUAGCUAAUAAGUGGGAGAGCCAACAUUUGAAGUCAGAUUAUUGGACUUUCUGGGUACUUUUCCACAAAUAAUGCUUAUUAAUACUGGAUAAUAGCUUUCCUCAGUACAGAGAAAUGUAGAAAAAGUGCAUAGCUGGAAAGUAAGAAUAUUUCUCUUCCUAAGGAAAAAAAAAAAGCUUGCCAUUUUCCAGGUAGAAAAAGACAGCUUUAUUGUUAUAACUGUAUUGCAAAUGUCUCUAGGAUCCAUGUCAUCUUUCCACUACAUAAAAAUGUAGUCCAUGUCUGAGUAUGAUAAUGUGUAAGAACCUUGCUUAGUAUAAUGUGGAGAGGGAAACAGAAUGAGGCUUAAUUUGUCAACUGAGAAAUAAAUAAUGUAGAAAGUAAUAGUCAUCCCUAAUUGUAAGUUAGGAAUGAAAGAAAACUUUCUUAAUUUGAUAGUGGUUUUAUUUCAAAGUCAAGAGUAAGUAUCAUCCUAGACAGCAAAACUUUGGUUGCAUUAAAGAAAAGAACAAGCCGUGGAUGCCUGUUUCUUUUGCUCAUUUUUUCUCUCUACUCUCCAGGAGGACAGUCCCCCAAAAAGUGAGGAAUAAAUAUUGCAAAGCAAGUCACCUGGCAAGAUCUUCUAUUUAGAAAAAAUACAAUUCUUUGUUAGAUUUGGAAUUCAUUCAGAAAACAAUUGCCUGCCAUUGAAGAGUGUGUGUGUGUGUGUGUGUGUGUGAUGAUUAGAGCUGUCCUUUGAGAAGGCUAGGAAGAUCAGAAACCAAUUGUCUGCCAUUGAAGGUGUGUGUGUGUGUGUGAGAUGAUUAGAGCUGUCCUUUGAGAAGAUUGGGAAGAUCAGAAAACAAUCGUCUGCCAUUGAAGGUGUGUGUGUGUUUGGAAUUCAUUCAGAAAACAAUUGCCUGCCAUUGAAGUGUGUGUGUGUGUGUGUGUGUGUGUGUGUGUGUGUGUGAUGAUUAGAGCUGUCCUUUGAGAAGACUAGGAAGAUACUCAGCAGCAGUGUGUAUUAUUUGAGUGUGUUUGGCAAGAUUUCUAACAUGCAGUUUUAGAAUCUGUUCUUAUAGAAUCAAGUUAUGGGACUCAGUGUGGUCUGAAGUUCAUUGAUGUUUGGAUUACCUAUAUCAGAUUGCAAGAAAAAGUGGAAAAAACUCAGUUGGCACAUGCAGGAGGUUGAAACAUCCUAAAAUCUGGUACCAUCAGAAUAAUCCAAAAAGAUAUGAAUGAAGUUGAAGAGAAAUCUAAAGAUAUAAUAAAAUUCACAUCUGAGAAACUUUCAGUAGAUGAAGUCUCACAGCUGGUGAUUUCUCCACUCUGUGGCGCAAUAUCCCUAUUUGUAGGGACUACAAGAAAUAAUUUCGAAGGGAAAAAAGUCAUUAGCUUAGAGUAUGAAGCAUAUCUACCAAUGGCAGAAAAUGAGAUAAGAAAAAUUUGUAGUGACAUUAGACAGAAGUGGCCAGUCAAACACAUAGCAGUGUUUCAUCGACUUGGCUUGGUUCCAGUGACAGAAGCAAGCGUUAUCAUUGCUGUGUCCUCAGCCCACAGGGCUGCAUCCCUUGAAGCUGUGAGCUAUGCCAUUGAUGCUUUAAAAGCCAGGGUGCCCAUAUGGAAAAAGGAAAUCUAUGAAGAAUCAUCAUCAUCUUGGAAAAGAAACAAAGAAUGCUUUUGGGCAACCAGUGUUUAAACUGCUUAGGUUUUUAGAGCCCCUAAAAUUUAAACUUGGUAAAUUCUUAUCUUUGAUCAUAUGUGCAUUCUUCUUCUCCAGAAGAUUAAUGAAGCUGAUCUCUUAUGUUACACCGGUGGAACAAAAGAGAGGAGAAAAUAAAGCAAAAUAAAUGAGUGUUUAGGACAAGGGCUUAUAUGGGAACUAGAGACAGAGGAAAGAAAGCCUUUAGGGAGAAAAAUGGAAGAAUUUGAAUGUGAGGAAUGAUGCCUGUGGUGGACAAACAGUUCUAUGACUGAGUUCCAGUUGUAAUUUGACUCACACUGAGGGGUCGCACCUCAUCAGUGACUCUCAGGCUGCCCCCUCUGUGCCCCCUCCUGCCCUCGGCACCCUUUCCCCACCCCCCUGCCCCUGUGCCCAGCGAUAUUGUUGUCAGGGAUGCAUUUUGGGAAUGUUGGCAGAAUUGAAAGUUAUAAAAAGUCCUUAUCAAAUACUCUUGAUAUAUUUUUAGAAUUUAUAUAUUUUAAAAAUAAGCUAAGUACGGUUUUAAAAGUUUAAAGCGAUAUUUUCUUGUUUUUAAAACCUCAGUGAUGAUGCGCGCAUGCUCAGUCGCUUCAUUUAUGUCCAGCUCUUUGAGACCCUAUCAGCUGUAGCCCACCAGGCUUCUCUGCCCAUGGGGUUUCCCAGACAAGUAUACUCGAGUGGCUUGCCAUUUCCUUCUCCAGGGACUCUUCCCGUCCCGGAGAUUGACCCCACAUCUCCUACAUUGGGAGGCGGGUUCUUUACCGCUAAGCCACUGGGGUAGCCUGAUGAUACCUAAGAUAUUUCAUAAUAUGAGGAUUUCUUCUAUUUCAGAAUCUAGUAUAAUCUUAUCAUAAUGCUUAUUAUAUUUUGUUAUUGGUAUUGUAUCAGUAUAUAAAUGAGCAUAAAAUUAUCAAGACAAACUAGCAAGGGUGGUUUGCAUUUUAAUGUUAGUUAUAAGAUUAUACUCACAACCAAUUAAGGAAAAUUAUAUGAUUAUUUAGUAAAGCAUUUUCAGAUAUCUUUUUAGCUUAAGCAGCAUUGUUGUUAGUGAAGUCAUUAAUAAAGUUAUGUUUUCUGCAAAAUCUUA
Messenger RNA from Capra hircus (goat), 3058 nucleotides. It is a transcript of the gene MOCS2, whose product is annotated as molybdenum cofactor synthesis 2. Bases 1504 to 1968 code for a protein of 154 amino acids. Gene Ontology annotation, cellular component: cytosol. Lineage: Eukaryota; Metazoa; Chordata; Mammalia; Artiodactyla; Bovidae. Gene Ontology annotation, molecular function: molybdopterin synthase activity. Gene Ontology annotation, biological process: Mo-molybdopterin cofactor biosynthetic process. The transcript has 5 exons. The record is from RefSeq and is a predicted model, not a curated record.